UCUUCUCGCGAGUGAACUAGUGGGAGUGAAGGGGACGAUGAGUUGAAAGAUCAGUGCAAUGAGAGACACAGUCUCUGCGUUAUUAAAUUUGUUGCUGCUGAAAGAAACGCUCAGAUCUUUAAAUUCAAGGCAACGGACGGAGAGAAAGGGCAGCGAGAUGGGCAGCGCGUCUUCGGCGGAUCGGAUGAUAUACCUAUACGUGGAUGGACGGAUCCAGAAGGUGGUUUUUAGUCGUUUCUGUAGUCCGUGUGACAUUAAGGAGCUGUUCUGCACUGCCACAGGGCUCUCCAGGAACACGACCAUUUCCCUUCUGGACUCAACAGGAGCUAUGGUCUCUAUUGACCCCACAAUGCCAAACAACACUGAGAGUUCGCCAUACAAAGUGGUGCCAAUAACUGGGGGACAGCUUGCAGAUAAAGAAGAGCUGUUCCAGAAUGUGCUGACCCAGGUGGCAGAGCAGUUCUCCAGGGCAUUUAAAAUCAACGAACUGAAGACUGAGGUGACGAAUCGUCUAGCCAUGCUGGAGAAGAGAGUAGAAUUGGAGGGUAUGAAAGUAGUGGAGAUUGAAAAAUGUCGCAGUGACAUCAAGAAGCUGCGGGAGGAGAUGGCCUCCAGGAACAACAGUAGUUUUCUAGAUGAAAACAAGAAAUUAACUCCUCGCAGAGAUGUGCCUUCAUACCCAAAGUACAUGCUUUCCCAGCAAACCAUAGAUGCCCUCAGAAAACCCGCCUUCGACGUCUGGCUGUGGGAAUCCAACGAGAUGCUGAGUUGCCUGGAGCAUAUGUACCAUGACCUGGGACUAGUGAGGGACUUUAAUAUAAACCCUAUCAUGAUGAAAAGGUGGCUGCUCUGCAUCCAUGACAAUUACAGGAACAAUCCUUUUCAUAAUUUCCGCCACUGCUUCUGUGUCACACAGAUGAUGUACAGUAUGAUCUACCUCUGCAACCUACAGGUAUAA
Messenger RNA from Triplophysa rosa, 958 nucleotides. RefSeq names its product phosphodiesterase 9aa (gene pde9aa). Gene Ontology annotation, biological process: cGMP catabolic process. Lineage: Eukaryota; Metazoa; Chordata; Actinopteri; Cypriniformes; Nemacheilidae. The transcript is spliced from 11 exons. Gene Ontology annotation, molecular function: 3',5'-cyclic-GMP phosphodiesterase activity. The record is from RefSeq and is a predicted model, not a curated record. Bases 59 to 958 code for a protein of 299 amino acids.